CUUCUUAGUAAAGUGCUCUCCGUCUGCUCUGGGCGGUCAUCUUCAGUAUGGCAGGUGAAAAUGGAAGGGGACACCGGUCACGUCAAAAUGUGGCAGUCCUAUUGGUCCUGUGCGCUUUGGCCCCGAGUUUAACUUGCUUUAGCUUGCGAGGGCUGAGCAAAAGAGUUAAGCAGGGCAAGGUAGUUGUUGCGGCUACAGUGACGGACAUAAGGACAGGAAGCAUUCUCUUCAAUGGAAAAGAGCUUAACUCCCGGUCAGGGUCCACCUCUGCCGCUGCCACAGGAAAGGAUGAAUUGCUGCAUGUUGAGUCGGAUCAAUCAGAUGGCACAGGUUGGUCAAGAGGACGAAGGCAAGAUAUGGAUUCUAGGGAAGCAUCAUGGAGGCGCAUGGCAUCUUCUCUGCAGUGUGGUGGGGACCAUUUGAAGUUCAGAGCAGUGGGACCGGGAGCUUCACAGUUUGUAGUGGAACAAGGAAAUGCACCUCCAAUGCCUCUGUCCCAGGUCCCUUCCACCUGUGGCUACAACAUACAGAGAAACUCCCUUGCACUUGUUAUGUUGGUUCCCUAUGAUGGCUGCAACAUGGUUCAAGAGGGUGGAAGUUAUGUGCUCCCAAUGCGUUGGCAGGGAGUUCCAGUGUUACUCAGGUGUCCCAAAACCACAACUGCUGCGCCAACCACAACUACUGUGCCAGUCAGAACUACUGCGCCAACAACAAAGACACCAGAAAUGCCUCACUUUCCGCAAUACCCCCCUUUUCCCCCUUAUUAUCCUUACUUUACUCCCCCUCCUCCAACGACAACUGCUGCUGCUCCAACGACAACUGCUGCUGCGUCAACCACAAAGACACCAGAAAUGCCUCACUUUCCGCAAUACCCCCUUUUCCCCCCUUAUUAUCCUUACUUUACUCCCCCUCCUCCAACGACAACUGCUGCUGCUCCAACGACAACUGCUGCUGCUCCAACGACAACUGCUGCUGCUCCAACGACAACUGCUGCUGCUCCAACGACAACUGCUGCUGCUCCAACGACAACUGCUGCUGCAACGACAACGACUGCUGCUCAUGCCUCACUGCUGCCGUCAACCAAGACACCUAAAAUGCCUCACUUUUCCAUCCAACGACUUUUGCCCCUUUUAUCCUUACUUUACUGCCCCUCCUGCAACCACAGCUGCUACUGCUCCAACGACAACUGCUGCUGCAUCAACCACAAAGACACCUAA
Siniperca chuatsi (mandarin fish) is the source of this 1217-nucleotide messenger RNA. Its product is annotated as mucin-7-like. NCBI's taxonomy places the organism in Eukaryota, Metazoa, Chordata, Actinopteri, Centrarchiformes, Sinipercidae. The record is from RefSeq and is a predicted model, not a curated record. The transcript has 5 exons. The coding region runs from base 48 to 1217 and encodes 389 amino acids.